CUUUAGUGAACCCAAGUGUGACUGCUCACAGCUGUGAGAAACCUGAUCGGACUAUACAAUGACAGAGCCUUUUAUCAGGCAUGUUCAGCUUCUCGGCUUUGAAAAAAGAUUCUCCCCCAGCCAGCAUUAUGUUUACAUGUUCAUGGUUAAAUGGCAGGAUCUUACAGAGAAGCUUGUGUACAGAAAAUAUACAGAUAUUUAUGAAUUUCAUAAAGCAUUGAAGGAAAUGUUUCCUAUUGAGUCUGGAGAUAUAAACAAAGAACACAGGACAAUUCCUCACUUGCCAGCACCAAAAUGGUUUGAUGGCCUGAGGUCCACAGAGAACCGACAAGUCACACUGGCGGAUUAUUUCUCCUCUUUACUCAAUCUACCACCUAAGAUAUCGCGAUGCCCUCAUGUUCUUAACUUUUUUAAAGUCAGACCUGAUGAUGUUAACCCUGCAGCAAGCAACAAUGGUCGAAAGCCUGAAACUUUCUUGUUGAAGACAGAUAACACAAAGAAAAAUGUGUCAGAUAUAACUGGCCCUAUUGUUCUACAAUCAUACCGAGCCAUCGCAGACUAUGAAAAGAAUUCUAAGACUGAGCUGGCUCUGAAGACUGAUGAUGUUGUCGACGUGGUGGAAAAAAAGGAGAAUGGUUGGUGGUUCUGUCAGAUGAAGAACAAGCGGGGAUGGGUUCCAGCUGCUUAUCUGGAACCACUUGACAGCCCUGAUGAGUCUGAAGAACAAGAUCCAAACUAUGAAGGGGAACUGCAUGUAACCACACAAGAAUAUACAGGAGAUUUAGAGGAUGAGUUAUCUGUGCAAGAAGGAGAAACUAUUGAAGUAAUCCACAAGCUCCUUGAUGGUUGGUGGGUUGUAAGGAGAGGCAGCAAAACUGGCUACUUUCCUGCAAUGUACCUCCAAAAGUCUGGAGAUGCUCCUACUGCAGAUGGAAGUCAGAAAAAAGGCUUGCCACCCCGGAGGAAAACAAUAUCAAGCGCUAAUAGUAUCCACAAGCAAAAACGUAAAGAAAUUAGCCAAGAAACUUACAGAAGAAAUAGCAAAAAAUAUCUGAAAAAACGACAAUCUUCUACUGAUGUUCUGAAAUCUACGACCAUUGAGGAACAAAAUGAAGAUGAAAAUAAAGCUAAAGCCCAACCAGCAAUCCCACCAAGACCCAGUAAAGAGCUCAUCCUCGAUAAAUGUUCAGAACAUACAAAAAACAAGAUCCAAACAGUCAACUAAAAGAACUGUCUGAUGAAGCAUUCAUUUUUGGGCAGGGAUCAACACCUAGUAAUGAUGAAAGAACCUAAACAGCUACAGAGAAAAAAACUUCAACUGGUGCCAGAAGGUUAAACAGAUUUGUAAAUGACUUCUAUUUAAAAAUCUUAACCCUUUCAGUACUUAUCGGAUCCUGUAUGUUUCAGAGGAAGUUAUUUUCUUUUUGAAUUUCCUUUCUGUCUGACCACAGUGCUCUCUGCUGACACCUUUGUCCAUUUUAGGAACUGUCUGGAGCAGGAGAGGUUUGCUAUGGGAUUUGUUCCUACUCUAAACAGUUCCUAAAAUGGACAGAGGUGCCAGCAGUGAGCACUGUGGUCAGACAGCUCUGAAACAGAGCUGAUAAGUACUAGAAGAGUUAAGAUUUUUAAAUAGAAGUAAUUUAUAAAUCUGUAAACUUUUGUUUAACUUUCUGGCACCAGUUGAUUAAAAAACAAAUUUUUUCCAGUGGAGUAUCCCUUUUAGGGUCUAUUCACACAUGCAGUAUCCUGCACAUAUUUGAUGAGCAGGAUUUGAAGCUGCAGAUUUUAAUGUAAAGUAAAUGACUGAACACAGCAUCAAAUCUGCAGUUUCAAAUCCUGUGCAUCAAAUAUGCGUAGGAUACUGUAUGUGUGAAUACAACCUAAAGGGGUACUCCGGGGAAUUGAGGUUGAUAGGGGAUAUCCUGGAUAGGUGGAUGUCGUGUGAAUAGGGGAUAAGUUCAGUUCCCCCCGAGUACCCCUUUAUAUUGAGGUUGAUAAGAUAUGUGAUGUGAACUCCCAUUUCAAUUUUUAGUUUUUAGAUUUUAAGCUUCUUGUUUCAAAUCAUGUUCACCUUAAAAUGUACUUAUCUUUCCAUAGAUUUUUUUAAAAACCUGCAUGUUUGUGUUAGAUUAACCCUUCAGAUUGGUGACAUGGUGGUUAUAGCACUUUUGCUGCAGUUCAAGACCAGCAAAUAUUCCCCUUUAUCUUGCACAGCUAUAUUUCAUUCUCUACAUUUCAGGGCCCAAAGCUAGUAUUACUCCCUUUUCCUCACUUCUCUAGCCAAUCACAGCACAACAUAUUACAUACUCCUCCGUGAGAUAGUGCUAGUGAAAGUGCACUGAACAGACUUGUACUGUGCUGGGCAGAUGAUUAAAGCAGUACAAUACUACAUGGCAUGUGCCCAGAGAAGGGAUUACUAAUGCACUUUUUGAGUUUUGCAAGAUGCUGUGGAAGCAGGAAGGUAAGAAACAGCAGCAGAAUCACAGUAAGGAAAGAGUUGCACUGUGCACUAAACUGCUACUAUAGCUGCUGCUGAAAAGUUAAAAGGGUACUUCGGCACUAAGACAUAUUAUCCCCUAUCCCGUGAUCUUACACGCAGCCCCCCGUUACAAUCAGUCCCCGGAGCAUGUUCGCUCUGAUUACUGGCAAUCACGGGGCCGGAGCAUUGUGACAUCAAGCUCCGCCCCCUCAAUGCAAGCCUAUGGGAGAGGGUGUAACAGCUGUCAUGCUCCCUCCCAUAGGCUUGCAUUGAGGGGGCGGAGCGUGACGUCACACAGGGGCGGAGCCGUGACAUCACAAUGCUCCGGCCCUGUGUUCGCCAGUAAUCAGACCCGGAGAGAACAUGCUCUGGUGACUGAUUGUAAUGGGGUGCUGUGUGUAAGAUCACGGGGGCCCCAGCGGCGGGCCCCCCACGAUCAGGCAUCUUAUCCCCUAUCCUUUGGAUAGGGGAUAAGAUGUCUUAGCGCCGGAGUACCCCUUUAAGGGAGGGAGGAGGCGGAGAUUACACUGCAGCACUGUGGACAUACAGCAGUAGAUACACUUUUAUUUACACAAGGGAUAGCUGCUUUGAUUUUUAUGGGUGGUAAGAGAUGAAAUGGAAGCGUUGAUUUACCUUUGAGAAAAAGUAUGCAUUAUCUUCAGCAGGCAGACGGGCUCAGCUUGCAGAUACAUAUUCCAGGUUUUUUUAGGCUCUCUAACUAUCUUCUGCACGUAACACACGGUAAAUGUUACCUUUACUUCCUGUAUAUUGUCUUGAUCUGACUGUGAUACAAAUAUCCCCUGAUAACAGGCAGUGUACAGCAGAUUACAGAGAAGUGAGACACCUCAUGGCCAAGACUUUAGAGCUGUUAUUUAUUUUUUUGGGGGGUAAAUUUGGGUAAAUUAAGUGAUUGACAAAAAGGUUAAGAAUCACAUAGGCUAUCAGAUGGAGGGAAGUUGUUUGAAACGACAAUGACCAUUUAAAGAAGACCUGUUAUCAGACUCUUUGUUCCCUAAACAUGCACAGGCUCCCUCAAGCUAUGUUUUACUUAUUUUUUUUUUACUAUGGUGAGGUGUUCCAGAUAAAUAGUUUUAAGGUAUAUUCACAAGUGCGUAUUUUUGCUGCAGAUUUGCUGCUGCAGAUUUUGCCGCCCAUUGACUUCAAUGGGCAGAAAAACCUUCUGACUCAAAUCUGCUUCAGAACUGCAGCAAAAAUAUGCACGUGUGAACGCACCCUUAAAAAGGGCCAGGCUUGGAGAGAAAUGUUCAUUGGACUUCUCCUCUUUGGCUCCUUCCUUGCUUCAUUUGAUUGAUAAACAUGAACCUACUGACAGGUCCCCUCUACAAUGGAUUGACCAGGAUUAGGAUCAUAUUCAGUAUGGGAAAAUCAUUCUGGGGUUGUACAGUUUUUAUAAUCCUGAUGCAAUAAACAUUUUUAUUUUAUAGAAAUCAAUGUCAGUUUUCAUUUUGCAAUAAAAAAUAAAUAAAAAAAAGAUAGUAACUGUUUACAGCGGAGAUGCCAUCCUAUUGUAACUACUUUUAAAAAGUAGCAAGGUCAUUAUAAAAGAAA
Messenger RNA from Hyla sarda, 4048 nucleotides. RefSeq names its product neutrophil cytosolic factor 1 (gene NCF1). Gene Ontology annotation, biological process: superoxide anion generation; respiratory burst. Gene Ontology annotation, molecular function: superoxide-generating NADPH oxidase activator activity; protein binding; phosphatidylinositol binding. The record is from RefSeq and is a predicted model, not a curated record. NCBI's taxonomy places the organism in Eukaryota, Metazoa, Chordata, Amphibia, Anura, Hylidae. The transcript has 11 exons. The coding region runs from base 59 to 1225 and encodes 388 amino acids. Gene Ontology annotation, cellular component: cytoplasm; NADPH oxidase complex.